Molecule: messenger RNA, 1270 nt
Organism: Brassica napus (rape)
Lineage: Eukaryota; Viridiplantae; Streptophyta; Magnoliopsida; Brassicales; Brassicaceae
Product: BTB/POZ domain-containing protein At3g50780
Exons: 1
Coding region: 16-1005 (329 amino acids)
Source: RefSeq, a predicted model, not a curated record
UUUAGAUUUGGGCUUAUGUACUGUAAAGACAUGAAUCAAAGGCUUAUGAGACAGAGCGCGACCAGAGUCCUCCGUGUCCUUAAGGUUGCGGAGCUUCUUGGCUUCGGUUCUUGUGUUCAGUCUUGUUUGGAUUAUUUAGAAGCUGUGCCUUGGGUUGGUGAAGAGGAAGAGGAGAAAGUGAUCUCGUCGAUACUUAGGUUGAAGACAGAAGGUGUUAGUGUUGUGACUACUCCUGUCCUCAAAAGAGUUGCUUCCUCUUCUGUGGAUCCGCCUAAAGAGACGCUCUCACGCAUCAUCGAGCUUGUGUUGAGAAGCAAAGAGGAGAAGAGCCGUCGCGAGAUGAAGUCUAUAGUCCUGAAGCUUCUCAGGGAACAGAACGGGAACAAUGUAGCUGAGAAUUUCAACGAGACGAUCUACUCCUCUUGCCAGAGAUGUUUAGACACGGUCUUGUCUCUGUUCAGACAGGACGAGAGUGAUGCUAAACAGAUAGGUGUGGAAGCUGAUAACCUCACGUGGCUGCUUGAUGUGUUAGCGGAAAGACAAGCUGCAAAGGAGUUUUCAGUCACGUGGGCUAACCAAACGGAGCUAGCUUUGUUACACGAGAAGCUUCCUUUGGUGUCUCGUUACCAUAUAAGCCGUGUGACGUCUCGGCUCUUCGUAGGGAUAGGGAGAGGAGAACUGUUGCCUUCGAAAGACACUAGGCUUUUGCUGUUGACCACGUGGCUGCAGCCUUUGUUCAAGGACUAUAACUGGCUGCAGCACGGUUGCAGAUCGUUCGAUGGGAAGCUUGUGGAGGAAGGGAUAGGGAGGACGAUACUGACGUUGCCGCUGGAAGAUCAGCAGAGGAUUUUGAUGUCUUGGCUUGGGAGUUUCUUGAAUGGUGGAGAUGGUUGUCCGAAUCUGCAGAGAGCUUUUGAGGUUUGGUGGAGGAGAUCGUUUGUUAGACCUUACUCAGAUCGUCAGGGUAGUGGGGUGUCUCAGACGGAUUCUACUUCAAAAGAGUGAUGGUUUUGUGAAGGCUGAGUAAAGCUUUGUUAGAUUUGUACAGUGAAUAACCUUAGCUGUGGAAACUGGAAAGUGUUUGGUUUUGCUGAUCUUUGAUUUCCGGUUUGGUUGGUUUCUGGUUUUGGUUUUGGUUUUAGUGGUUGAGUUUUUUUUGUUUCCUUCAUGUUUUUGUAUUUUUCCAUUUUUCAUGAAAGUAUAAUGUUACUGGAUGUAUAUUUCUGAUUACAAAAAAAAUUAUAUAUUUCUGAUUCCAUUUCUCUACCAA